Messenger RNA from Nerophis lumbriciformis (worm pipefish), 3360 nucleotides. Lineage: Eukaryota; Metazoa; Chordata; Actinopteri; Syngnathiformes; Syngnathidae. The record is from RefSeq and is a predicted model, not a curated record.
AUGACGUCUCCGGCCAAAUUCCGAAAGGACAAGGAGAUCGUGGCCGAAUAUGAAACUCAAGUCAAAGAGAUUCGUGCCCAGCUGGUGGAGCAGCUGAAGUGUCUGGACCAGCAGUGCGAGCUACGAGUGCAGCUGCUCCAGGACCUGCAAGAUUUCUUCAGAAAGAAGGCGGAGAUCGAGAUGGACUACAGCCGCAACAUGGAAAAGCUGGCCGAGCGCUUCCUGACAAAGACGCGCAGUACCAAGGACCACCUGCUGAAGAAGGAGCAAAGCGUCUUAUCGCCGGUCAACUGCUGGAACCUGUUGCUGCUUCAAGUCAAGAGGGAGAGCCGCGACCACGCCACGCUGUCUGACCUCUACCUCAACAAUAUCAUCCCCCGCUUCGCUCAGAUCAGCGAGGACUCGGGACGCCUUUUCAAAAAGAGCAAAGAGGUUGGCGUGCAGCUGCAAGAGGACUUGAUGAAGGUCCUGAAUGAGCUUUAUUCGGUGAUGAAGACGUACCACAUGUACAACACGGACAGCAUCAACGCCGAGUCCAAGCUGAAGGAGGCCGAAAAGCAAGAGGAGAAACAGAUGGGGCGCUCCGGUCGCCAAGACGACCGCCAGACGCCUCGCUCGCCAGACACGCUCGCGAGCAUUAAGGCUGAGGACAAACCCAUCCGUCGCUCCAGUGUCAAAAAAAUUGAAAAGAUGAAGGAGAAGAGACAAGCUAAGUACACAGAGAGCAAGCUAAAGGCCAUCAAGGCCAGGAACGAGUACCUCCUUGCUCUCGAGGCCACCAACGGCUGCGUCUUCAAGUAUUACAUCCACGAUCUCUCGGACAUCAUUGACUGCUGUGACCUGGGCUACCACGCCAGCCUCCACCGAGCCCUGAGGACCUACUUGUCAGCAGAACAGAAUGUGGAAGUGUCCAAGCACACGGGUCUGGAGACCAUGGAAGGUGCCGCUGAAAGUCUGGAGCCCAAUGGGGACAAACAGAAGCUCAUGGAGACGUACAACAACGUUUUUUGCCCACCGGCGCGCUUUGACUUCCAGUCGCACAUGGGGGACACGAUGGGAAUUAUGUGUGCUCAGCAACCACUGGAAGGUGAACUCCUCCAGAGGUGUCAGCAGCUUCAGUCCCGCCUCUCCACGCUCAAGAUAGAGAACGAAGAGGUAAAGAAGACCAUGGAAGCCACUCUGUCCACCAUCCAGGACAUGGUGACGGUGGAAGACUACGACGUGUCCGAGUGCUUCCACCACAGCAACAGCAUGGAGUCCGUCAAGUCGACGUUCAGCGAGUCCUAUCUCAGCAAGCCCAGCCUGGCCAAGAGGCGGGCCAACCAACAAGAGACGGAACAGUUCUACUUUACGAAGCUGAAGGAGUUUCUUGAAGGCAGGAACCUGAUCACCAAGCUCGAGGCCAAGCAUGACCUCAUUCAGAAGACCAUAGGAGAGAGUCAGAAGACCGACUGUUGCCUUGCCAGUGGACGGCGAAACUCAGCAUUACGGAAACAGGACGCAGGUGAGGCCAUCCCUCUGAUCGUUGAGAGCUGCAUCCGUUUCAUCAGUCGCCAUGGUCUGCAACACGAGGGCAUUUUCCGGGUAUCGGGCUCCCAAGUGGAGGUCAAUGACAUCAAGAACGCCUUCGAGCGAGGCGAAGACCCGCUAGCGGGAGACCAAAAUGACCAUGACAUGGACUCCAUCGCCGGUGUUCUCAAGCUCUAUUUCAGAGGACUGGACCACGCCCUUUUUCCCAAGGAAGUGUUCCAUGAUCUCAUAACCUGCGUCUCCAUGGAGAGCCUCCAGGAGCGCGCCGUCCACAUUAAGAAAGUGUUGAAAUCUUUGCCGAGCAAAACCCUCAUCAUCAUGAGAUACCUGUUUGCCUUUCUCAAUCAUUUGUCCCAGUACAGCGAGGACAACAUGAUGGACCCUUAUAACCUCGCCAUCUGCUUUGGCCCCACCUUAAUGUCUGUGCCGGAGGGUCACGACCAGGUGUCCUGCCAGGCCCACGUCAACGAACUCAUUAAAACCAUCAUCAUCCACCAUGACACCAUCUUCCCGAGACUGCAAGACUUGCCGGGCCCCAUCUACACCAUCCCUGGAGCCGGUGAUGAAUUCUGUGACAUUCCACACUGCGAGCCCCCCCUUGUCCAAGAGCCGGCUCCUGACGCCGUGUCCGUCAGCCGCAACAGCGAAGACGGCGCCUUGGCUGUUUCAGAGUCCGACCCGGUCGAAGCCAUCGCCCGUUUCGACUAUUCCGGCCGGACCGGCCGCGAGUUGUCGUUCAAGAAGGGCGCCUCGUUGCUUCUGUAUCAGCGAGCGUCCGACGACUGGUGGGAGGGGCGACACAAUGGCGUGGAUGGAUUGGUGCCGCAUCAGUAUAUUGUUGUCCAAGACAUGGCCGACAGUGGUCGUGGAAGCCCCAAAUCUGAUGUGGACCAGCAUGAGGAGAGGGUUUCAACCAGAGGCAGUGCUGCAUCUCCUACCGGCGCUCAUGUGGCUGACAUCUACCUGGCCAACCUCAACAAGAUGAGGAAACGUCCCGAGGCCGGAGGCAUCAGAAGAACAUUCCGUAGCUCGGACAGCGAUAGUCCAGGAGCUAGCGGUGGCGUGGGAUCGGUGAGGACCGCGUCGCUUCCUGUGGGUAGCGUUCUGGUGAAGGACUCUGCGGACAAACGACCCGUUAGCGCUCACAGUAUCCUCAACUCCAUUACGCGCCACUCUUCGCUAAAGGCCAAGGUGGAAAGCCCCCAGCUGCGUAAGUCUACUCCGGCGGGACGUUCCAAGAGCUUCAGCAACCAUAGACCUCUGGAACCGGAGGUCAUAGCCCAGGUGGAUCAUAGUUCACAGGACAUCGAGGCGGCAAUGAGCUGCGCUCUGAAUGAGCUGAGAGAGUUGGAGCGACAGAGCACGUCCAAGCACACCCCGGACGUGGUGCUCGACACGCUGGAGCAGUUGAAAGGCGUGAGCGGCGGCGGAGGAGGAGCUUCGGAACCAUCCAGCCCGCUCCACUCCCGCCUGUUACGGGACGGCGAGGGAAGCUCCCCGCACGCCCACCCGCUUCAGCGCAGCGCCUCUUCGGCCAGCGACGUGCCCUCUUCCUUCCGGGCGGGCAAAAGCCAGCCCAGGAGCCCCCUUCCUUCCGCCGCGUCGCCUUCCCUGUCCUCUUCCUCGCUCUCCUCGUCGGUCCCUUCCUUCCGAGAGCCGCGUCCCCCGGCGACCAGGCCCAAGCCGGUGGUGUUCCCCAAGAGCGGCGGAGGGAGCGGCAGUCCGGCCACGGGGUCCCCGACAUCCGCCGCGCCCCCCACGCCCUCCUUGCCUCACGCGCCUCCUCCGCCUCCUUCGUCACAGUCUCAUGACAAAUCCUGCCCGGCUUAG